Prunus armeniaca (apricot) is the source of this 333-nucleotide messenger RNA. The record is from the annotation of a GenBank genome assembly. Lineage: Eukaryota; Viridiplantae; Streptophyta; Magnoliopsida; Rosales; Rosaceae.
AUGGAGAAGAUCAGUGGUCCUAAUAGAUAUCUUGCACUCUACUUCGCCUCUGCAAUUGCAAUGGUUUCGAGAAAAUCAGGUUCAGCGAUGAGUUAUUGGUUCAGUGAGGCACCUGCAGUUGGUGCAUCAGGGGCAGUCUUUGGAUUAGCUAUGGGGUUUUUCUUCAAAGGCAUUGAUAACUGGGGACAUUUUGGAGGCUUGCUUGGUGGAGUUGCCACAUCAUGGCUUCUAGGUCCUGCAUGGAAGUACGAAUCUCCCUCCAGUGAUGGUCGAAGAAUCUUUUCUGACAAGGCUCCUAUUUUCUACCUCAUCAACGCAAAGAAGAGAUCCUAG